Camellia sinensis is the source of this 3410-nucleotide messenger RNA. NCBI's taxonomy places the organism in Eukaryota, Viridiplantae, Streptophyta, Magnoliopsida, Ericales, Theaceae. The record is from RefSeq and is a predicted model, not a curated record.
CUAAAGUCCGAGGAAAACAGGUUACGUACGAGAUGGAUCGAUGUCUAUGAGAAGAACCAGGCUCCAUGCACAGCUGUUACAAUCUCUCUCUCUCUCUCUCUCUCUCUCUCUCUCUCUUAUUUGCUAAAUAUAACAGUGAUUGUAAGCUAACAAUAACGAUAAUUCGAUAUCUAAUGUCUUUAAUCUCAGCUCCUGUUUUACAUCCAGCGACCAUUGAAUAGCGUCUCGAUUCGAGUUCCUCCUCUAUUUUGACUCUGGCGAUUCUCCGGAUACAUAUUUGGUUCUCCUUGGCACUUUGUUGGAAUGGUGGAUGUGAAGAAUGCAACAGAAACUUGUCCUCCUGAGUCCUCUGGUGUACCAUCGUUAUCCUGCCAUAAUGAAGAUCAUUCAAACAAUGAAGCUCCAAUAAACCAUGAAGGCAUAAAUGGAAAAUCGGAACCUCACUGUGAGGGAUCAGUAAUGGAUGAUUCCAAAUUAGCAAUACAAGAUGAAACAGGACACAACAACUAUCACAAGACUCUGGUAGACGAUCCUGAAAUUACUGCUAUGGAACAUACUUUUGAUGGACCCAAAGUUGAGGAGAAGGCUUUGCUUCUAUCAGACAAGGAUCUAGUGAUAUUGGAGCCUUGGCAAGAGGAAAAUGUAAUAGGCCUCUCAGAAUCCAUCCCAUCAUUUGCCUCAGAAGCAAGCCCAAAUAAUGCUUUGCUGCAAUUUGUUCAUGCUGAUUCUGUUCACAGUUCCCAUAUGCAACCGAAUGACACUUUUGAUGGACCUGUACCUGAGCAGGAAUCCUCCCUUGCAUCAGCCAAGAAACCAAACAUAUUGGAGCCUCAAAAACAGGAAAAUGUAACAGUUCUCUUGGAAUCCAUUCCAUCAUAUACCUCAAAAGCAAAACCAAACAAUGCUUUGCAACAGUCCAUAGAAGGUGGUUCUGUUACCAGCUCCCAUGUUCAUGCUGAUAAUGUAAUUAUACAAUCUGCCUCAUCCCCUAUAGUGAAAGACAUCGAAAAUGACCAUCAUGUGGUGCUAUCAAAUGAGGUUGGUCAGCCCCAAUUUGAUGUUGCCAAGGCUUCCAUUAUAACAACAGAGAUCAUCGACCCUUCUAAACAUCUUAAAAGGAUCAACACAAACAAAGGUCUGAUAGAUACAGCAGCGCCUUUUGAAUCUGUGAAAGCUGCUGUUUCCAAGUUUGGUGGAAUUGUUGAUUGGAAGGCACAUAAAGUCCAGGCUGUGGAGAAACGCAAGAUUAUAGAUCAGGAGCUUGAGAAAGCACAUGAGGAGAUUCCAAUGUAUAAGACACAGUCUCAGGCUGCUGAAGAUGCCAAAAUUCGCGUUUUAAAGGACCUAGAUGGCACUAAGAGACUCAUUGAAGAAUUGAAACUCAACCUUGAGAGAGCACAGACAGAAGAGCAACAAGCAAAACAGGAUUCUGAACUUGCCAAGCUCAGAGUGGAAGAGAUGGAACAAGGGAUUGCUGAUGAGGUUAGUGUGGCAGCAAAGGCACAGCUUGAGGUUGCCCGUGCCAGGCAUGCAUCUGCUGUUUCUGAGCUGAAAACUGUGAAAGAUGAGUUGGAAGAACUUCGUAAAGAUUAUUCUUUAUUGGUGACUGAGAGAGACCUAGCUGUUAUGAGAGCUGUUGAGGCUGUUUCUGCAUCCAAAGAAGUUGAGAAGACAGUGGAGAAAUUGACAAUUGAGCUAAUUGCCACAAAGGAAUCUUUGGAGUCUGCACAUGCUGCUCAUCUGGAGGUAGAAGAACAAAGAAUUGGUGUAGCUAUAGUAAGAGAGCAAGAUGCUGUCAAUUGGGAAAAGGAAUUGAAGCAUGCAGAAGGGGAGCUGGAGAGACUAAACCAGCAUAUUUUGUCAGCAAAGGAUCUCAAAUCAAAGCUAGAUACUGCUGCAGCUUUUCUUGCAGACUUGAAAUAUGAAUUAGGAGCUUAUAUGCAAUCAAAAUUGAAGCCAGAAAAUAAUGAUGAAGAGCACUUGAAUGGUGACCCGGAAGAGGAACUGGAGAAGAGGACACACACAGAGAUACAAGCAGCAAUUGUGUUGGCCAAGAAAGAACUUGAAGAAGUGAAACUCAACAUUGAGAAAGCCACAUCUGAAGUAAAUUGCUUGAAGGUGACAGCCACAUCAUUAGAGACGGAGGUGGAAAGUGAAAAGUCUGCUCUUGCAACCACUAGGCAGAGAGAAGGAAUGGCAUCAGUAGCAGUUGUAUCUCUUGAAGCAGAGUUGAGCAAGACUAAGUCAGAGAUUGUUGUUGUUCAGAUUAAGGAGAAAGAAACAAUAGAGAAGAUGGUAGAGCUGCCCAAGCAAUUACAGGAGGCAGCUCAAGAAGCAGAUGAAGCCAAGUCAUUUGCUCAAAUGGCUCAUGAGCAUUUAUGCAAGGCAAAGGAAGUAGCAGAGCAAGCAAAGGCUGGAGCAAGUACCUUGGAGAGUAGACUACUUGCAGCUAGAAAGGAGAUAGAGGCUGCAAAGGCUUCGGAGAAGUUGGCAUUGGCAGCUAUCAAUGCUCUGAAAGAGAGCGAAUCAGCUCAAAGCACCAAUGACAUGGAUUUGCCAGCUGGAGUAACUCUUUCUCUAGAAGAGUACUAUGAACUCAGCAAGCAGGCCCAUGACGCAGAAGAACAGGCUAAUGUGAGGGUGGCCACUGCCAUCACCCAAAUUGAGGUAGCCAAGGAAUCUGAGUUGAGAAGCUUGAAAAAAUUAGAGGAAGUUAGCUGUGAAAUGGGUGCACAAAAGGAAGCACUGGAAAUUGCAAUGCAGAAGGCUGAGAAUGCGAAGGAAGGGAAGUUGGGUGUAGAACAAGAAUUGAGAAAGUGGAGGGCUGAGCAUGAGCAACAACGAAAAGCUGGUGAUUCUGGUCACGUGGCAGUGAAUCCUAUUAGGAGUCCAAGGACAAGCUUUGAGGAAAAGAAUGAAUCGAAGAACUUUAUCCAGUUGCCAGAUGCUGUAUCUAUCUAUCAGAGUCUGAGUCAUAAGGCAUUUCCGCCUGAAAGUAACACUGAAACCGAUUCUUCCUCAGACGUUAAGGUUGCGAAGAAAAAGAAGAGGUCGUUCUUCCCUCGGAUUUUCAUGUUCUUGGGCAGAAGGAAGGCUGCUCAUGCAGCCAAGUCAACAUGAUCUCCCAUCAAUGCUGGUACAUGUGAUCCUUGAUGUUGUGUGCUGCCUUUACUUUUUGGGCAGUUUCUUGCAGUGACCAGAAAAUGUGUACAUUUUGACAGAGUUUCUCUAUUGUACAUGUUGGGUAUGGUAUAUUCUUUGUAUGAUAAUUUGAUUGGAUUAUAUAUAUAUACUUUUUUUCUUUUUUAUUUUAUUUGAUCAGAAAUGUGAUAUUGUUUUUGACUGGAGGGUUUGGAAAGAGUUUAUAAGUAAUCUGUAAUGCAUCACUUGCUUGCGACACUAGAAUGUCA